AUGACGGAGGGCGGGUUCCACUUCGUCCCGUUGGAGGAGGACGCAUCCAUCCCCCGGCGGGAGAGGGCGACCUCGAUCCCCGAGCUGCUCCUCCUCGGAGGCCUCAACAGGGAGAACCUCGGGGAGAGGCUCCACUUCGUCCGUUCGCUGGGCGCGAGGAUCCUCGCCGUCCGGGAUCGGCUGGGGAUCAGGGACGCGUUCGCCUCGCAGAUCGUCGCGUUCGACGGUUCAGUGAUCAGCAUGGUCAUCGAAUUCGGCUUGACAGGGGGAGGAAUCUUAUCAUACCGAUCCUUUCCGGGCCGAAGGGCAACAUACACGAUCAUUCUUCCCUGCCCCACCAGCUUCACCUGCGGGCAUAUAAACAAACUCGCCUGCGAAUCGUACAACGGGCACAAGACGAAGGACGCGGAUCGGCCCGCAUCGACUCGCUUCGAAAGGGGCGACAAGGUGGUCUGCCGCAGGAACAACGCCGUCGGCGUGCCCGAGGCCGAGGCCGCUUCGCGAUGCAGACACGAAAUCGGGCGGAAGACGGUGCAAUUCACUAAUGGAUCCCUCUUCAAAAUUUCCCAAAAGAGCAUCAGCAAGGACGGGCAGAAGUGCUACGAACUGGACGAUCUGAGCGGACGGCAGUUUCUGGUGAACGCGGAGGAAUUUCGGAGAGCGACCAGGCUGCAACACGGAUACGCCCUCGGCUUGCACGCGUUCCAGGUCCCUCCAGUCCCCGAGUCUCUUCGUUCUCUUCGUCUUCGAUCUGAUCGGACCGGCUCGGAGGCGGAGAACGUCCUGUGCGUGAUGGCCUUCGACGAGGAGCACCAGACCAGCCAGACGCUUUACACGGCCGUGACCAGGGCCAAGAAGAACGUCUUCUUCGUCGCGACCCCCUCGCCGUCGAGACACGACCCUGAUGGAAAGGCUCGCCUCGUUCCCGCCCGUGAAGACGUCACCCCUUCGAAACGAGGUCAUUCUGGGUCGGGGAGACUUGGCAGAGACCCCGAUCGGGAGGGGAAUGGCUUCUUGAUGCAGGCAUCAGAAGUGGCUGGGCAUGCCAAUGAAUAUCUUGCAAAUGUUUUUGUCCACGACAUCGAUCAGAAGCAAAAAUUUGAGACUGUCGUGACGGGCAUCAGCACGUGGAACAAUAGCGUCGUGCUGGAGGAAGUCGAGCAUUUUCUUCCAACGGACGUGAGGUUACCAGAAAACGACGAGGAAGCUGUCUUGCCUGAAAUGUUAUCGGGUCGUGAACUUGUCGAUGGUUUGGGCUUCGAGGCGGUGACCAAAGGAUGUGAGGGGGAGGAGGCGACUCCUCCCCUUCACCUCCCACCUCCAAGAGACUUCCUCCUUAACCUGGACGGAGGAGUAGAAAUGUUCGACCGCCAAUGA
Darwinula stevensoni is the source of this 1377-nucleotide messenger RNA. Lineage: Eukaryota; Metazoa; Arthropoda; Ostracoda; Podocopida; Darwinulidae. The record is from the annotation of a GenBank genome assembly.